AGAAUGGUUCAUCUUUUUAAGUUCAGUGCCCAUUAAUGAGCUUUUUAAGCUGAGAUCUGUUGGUUAAGAGCGUUAUUUCCAUUAAAUACCAAUUCAAGUUUCAGUAUUACUGCUUUUUAAUUAAGUAGAAAGUGAUCAUAGAGAGAAGAUGGCGUCGUCACUUCCAUUUUCUCCUGUAGGAACAUGCAGUUUCAGUUCCAGACCAAAAAGCUAUGCACCAACAACUAAACUUCAUCCCUUCCUUUUCGCUUCCUCUGUCAAAUCCAUCUCAAAACUUCAACUUCAGUCUAACCAAAUACAAGCCGCACCAAGUAAACCCAACUGGAUCUUGCUUUCGGCAACGAAAAGGGCAGCCCAACUUCUUCACUGUGGCAUUUCAUCAAACGAUUUAAGCGCAAACACUGAUAAGAGUUUUAGGGAUUGGAUUGUGGUGAUUGGUGAGGCAAUAUCUACAGCAUUUCCCUUAUGGGUAUCUUUGGGUUGCAUAUUGGCACUCAUAAAACCCACUUCUUUCAAUUGGGUCACUCCAAAAUGGACCAUUCUUGGCAUAUCCCUUACCAUGCUUGGUAUGGGUAUGACACUUAGCUUUGACGAUCUUAAAGCCGCUUUAGCUAUGCCUAAAGAGAUUUUCUCCGGUUUUGUGCUUCAAUACUCGGUGAUGCCGCUCUCAGGAUUUCUGGUAAGCAAGAUCUUGAAUCUGCCAUCACAUUAUGCAGCUGGUCUAAUUUUGGUUGGUUGCUGCCCCGGUGGAACCGCAAGUAACAUCGUGACUUACAUUGCACGUGGAAAUGUGGCGCUCUCAGUAUUGAUGACAGCAGCAAGCACUCUAACAGCAGUGGUCAUGACCCCAUUUCUUACAGCCAAACUGGCUGGGCAAUAUGUUGCCGUAGAUGCAGUUGGACUGCUAAUGUCAACCUUACAGGUUGUGCUUCUUCCAGUUCUAGCUGGUGCGUUUCUAAAUCAAUAUUUCCAGGGCCUGGUUAAAUUUGUAUCACCUGUGAUGCCGCCCAUUGCUGUGGGAACUGUUGCUAUUCUAUGUGGAAAUGCAAUUGCACAGAGUGCUUCAGCAAUCCUCAUGUCUGGUCAACAAGUGGUGCUUGCUGCUUCUCUACUUCAUGCAUCUGGCUUUUUCUUCGGAUAUACACUUGCGAGAAUGCUUGGACUUGAUGUGGCAUCUUCACGAACCAUCUCCAUCGAGGUUGGAAUGCAGAACUCUGUGCUUGGAGUGGUUCUAGCAACUCAGCACUUUGGAAACCCACUGACUGCCGUACCAUGUGCAGUUUCCAGCGUAUGUCACUCGGUCUUUGGCAGUCUACUGGCUGGAGUUUGGAGGCGAAGUCUGCCUACCCAAAAUAAGGAUUGACAUGUGGUGUGGAAGCUAGAAAUUCAAACUUAUAACGUCCUGGCUUCAGAAAUGACAUGGUAAUCACAUCUGAUAAUCCUGUUCUGAUAUGUACUGAAAAUGUAACAAAGCUUUAUGCCUUUUCAUUCAUGUCUACAAGGUAGUAGUGAACUUAGCUAAGCUGAAUUCAGCAAACCUGUAAACCUAAUAAUGAACUUGCUGUGAUGUUUUAUGUGGGCAUCAUAUAAAGGAUCACAGUUGCAUUUGGUGCAAAUUAGUUGAUGGAUAGAUAACUGGAGCUUGGUAUUUUAAGUUUCAGAUUACUCCCUCCGCCGCAGCGCCCCAAUGAACGGUUAUUUUGGCCCCUCCUAAAUUAUAGUAUACUUUUCUUUUC
This is a messenger RNA of Ricinus communis (castor bean), 1736 nucleotides long. RefSeq names its product probable sodium/metabolite cotransporter BASS1, chloroplastic. Gene Ontology annotation, cellular component: membrane. The transcript is spliced from 7 exons. The coding region runs from base 149 to 1363 and encodes 404 amino acids. The record is from RefSeq and is a predicted model, not a curated record. NCBI's taxonomy places the organism in Eukaryota, Viridiplantae, Streptophyta, Magnoliopsida, Malpighiales, Euphorbiaceae.